Messenger RNA from Cygnus olor (mute swan), 1658 nucleotides. RefSeq names its product zygote arrest 1 like (gene ZAR1L). Gene Ontology annotation, cellular component: cytoplasm. Gene Ontology annotation, biological process: translation. The record is from RefSeq and is a predicted model, not a curated record. Lineage: Eukaryota; Metazoa; Chordata; Aves; Anseriformes; Anatidae. The coding region runs from base 35 to 967 and encodes 310 amino acids. Gene Ontology annotation, molecular function: mRNA base-pairing post-transcriptional repressor activity. The transcript has 4 exons.
CCCUCCUAGAACUGAUUUCUCUGCAGGUGCAGCCAUGGAGGGCUUUGUCUACCCACCAUUCAGCACCUACCAGAGCUUUAGGGACCAGACCUUUAGGGGUGGCAUGACACCAGGCCGUGGCGGGGACCCAGCGCUGAAGCAGCCCAGCUGGAAGCAGAGCAAGAGCACUGGGCUCGGUCCCUUCCUUGGGGGGCCCCCCACCCCGCUGACCUCUGAAUACCUGGACAGCUACCGCCGGGCCCACCUGAAGGCCCUGCUGUCGCAGGUGAGCCCAGGACUGACCCCCCGGCUCCGCCGAGCCAACACCAGGGAGGUCGGGGUGCAGGUGAACCCCCGGGCUGAUGCUGCUGUGCAGUGCUCGCUUGGUCCUCGCACACUGCCCACCGGCUGCCCUCUCAGCCCUGUUGGCUUCUGUGCCCGUGGGCACAUGGCCCUCUACUCACCUGUGCUGGACCGCCGCCUCUUCACGCUGCCCGAAGCUGCGGGGUCCCAUGAGAAGGAUGAGGCGGCUGUGGCCACCCCUGAGGAGCAGAAGGCAGAAGAUGGUGGUGGGGAGCAGCAGGAUGACCAGGCAGCAGCCAUUCCGCCGACCGAGGGGCAGUCGAAGGCGUCACGGGAAGAAGCCGCAGCCCCUGGCCGCCGGGCAGCUUUCCAGUUCUUGGAGCAGAAGUACGGCUAUUUCCACUGUAAAGACUGCAAGACCAGAUGGGAGAGUGCUUAUGUGUGGUGCAUUUCUGGAAGUAACAAGGUGUACUUCAAACAGUUCUGUCGCAAAUGCCAGAAGGGCUUCAAUCCCUAUCGUGUGGAAGCAAUCCAGUGCCAGACCUGUUCGAAGACUCGUUGCUCCUGCCCUCAGAAGAAAAGGCACAUUGAUCUCAAGAGACCUCAUCGCCAAGAACUUUGUGGUCGCUGCAGAGGCAAGAGGCUGUCCUGUGAUAACACUUACAGCUUCAAAUACAUUGUCUGAUCUGCGUGCCCCAUUUUGCACUUGCACUUUGUCAGUCUUCUUGCAAUGUUUUGACCUUAGGCUUUUGACCUGGCAUUGGAUAAUGGAUAAGGACUUUUGUAUUUAUAAAAUAUUUAACUAUUAUAUAUGUUAAUAAAGUUCAAUAAAAGUUUGCACUGGUUUAUUACCUAUUAGUUUCCUCUUGUUGUAAUCAAGGAAGAAAGUUUAUAUGUAAGGAAAUGGAACCUGUUCACUUUCCUAAAGAAAAGAGACUUUGCUUUCAGUCUACUUUUAGGUAACUUCUCCCUUCACUCAAACUGAACUAGUGUGGAAGAUGCAAAUAAUGCUCUGGUGUAUAAAAUCUGUGGUAAAUGUAUCUGCAUGUGUUUGUUGGAGCUCAUACAUACUGCCGUCUUCCCUGCCACAUGUAUAUUUAAAAAUCAAACACAAGUUUACUUAUUCUGACAUACAGUCUUUGAUUCAUGUCUGUUAAAUAGGAGGGAGAAGUAUAAGCUAUCAUCUCAAACUUUUUGGGCUGAGUUAUCUAGUAUAUAAUAAAUUCUACAGAGGUAAUGUGUACUAAUAUCACUAAAAUAGCUCCCAGUGCCUGCCAAUUAGAAUAAAAGCUGAGACAGAAGCUUCCUAGUCUUGUAAGGCAUCUCAAAUGUAACAAGUGAAUAAUUGAAUCAGUUUUCAUGGAGACAAAAUGCAG